CUGCCUGCCUCUCUCCUGCUGUGGUAGCAGGAUAGUGUCCUGACUGUCUGGCAGGAACAAACCCAGUAAAUGGCCACCCUUAUCAUGUUGUUGUUAUUGGGAGGGAAGAGGGAUUACUCCUUCUCCCCCAUUUAUCCCUCCCGUCAGCAAUGGCAUCCUGUCAUGGCUUUUCAGCUCCAUGGCUGCUGCAACAAUGACAACAAGCCAAUCUAGAUAGGCACAUCCCCAGGGAAAGUGGGAUGGCUGUGUAAACAGUGUAGCCGAUUCCAAUUCAGAAUCAAGGGUAUGAGACAAUAGGGGAACAGAUGAUAUCAGAAGGAACACAUUGAAUGUAGGUCAACAGGAAUCAGCGUUAGUACAGAAGACUAGGCAAACUACCCUCUGAUAGCUUCAAAUAUAAUCAAGGUGAAAUGUGGUUCUGUCACAAAAACCAGCAGAAGCAAAAGGAUACUGACUGCCUAAACACCAUGAAAUGCCAAAUAUCUAAGAUGCAGGAUCAUUCUUUGCUUGCAUAUGUGAUACCUCUGGCUAGAUGCUAAUAGAAAAAUCACACAUUAAAUAAAUGAAUAUACAUCUUUUCCACUUUAAGACUAAUUUUGCCCACUUACUGUUCCUCUUUCCUACACACUCAUUCUCCAUCUUUUUGCAAUGCAUUCUGAAACACCUGCAGAAUCUCUGAGAUUAUACUGUAAGAUUACUAUUUCUGCUGCUCUCACAUGGAAACCAUGAACAUUUUUUAUUUAACUGGGAAAACAGUUGUAUUUAGUUAGUGGACAAGAAUUUAUAACUUGGCCAAAGCCACUGAGUGAGAUCUGGCACUCUGCUUUUAUGCAGAUGGUCUGUGUGUUUCUGGGGGAAAAAUUGAACCUAUCCCCAAAACUAAUAGAUUUAUAAGCACUGAUUGUACAUCAUUCUAGAAAAAACGAUUCUGUAAUUUAAGGCAAAGCCAGACUAUCACUGUAUUUCUUAUGCCUUAAUUCAAGGGUUCUUAACCUGUGGUUCCCAAGGUGUUUUGGCCUACAACUCCCAGAAAUCCCAGCCAGUUUACCAGCUGUUAGUAUUUCUAGGAGUUGAAGGCUAAAACAUCUGUGGACCCACAUGUUGAGAACCAUUGCCUUAAUUCAAAGUAGAUAUAAUUGAUACCAGUAAGGAUGAAUUAUUAUGAAUCUGCCUCUAGUAGGCAGUGUGGUCAAGAUAACACAAGCCUGCAAAAUUGAGGGUCAUAGACAGACACUUUAAAAGAAUUGUGCUGGUUUUAUAGGAAUUUGGUAUUCUAAAUCCAAAAAUGACCUCAGGUUUGCUCCACCAUGGACAUUUUUUCCACACAAUUUGCUUUCGUGUUUUUUUUGGGUUUUUUUUUGGGGGGGGGAGUAAAGAGUAAAUAGCAAGAAAGGGGUUAAAGACUUCUAAAAAACUUUCAAAACACUUUAAUUUGGUGACAAGCAACACAAAAAAUCUGUUCAAAAGCACUGGAACAUUAGAAUCCUUACUAGAAUUCUGAGUUAAUAACUCAAUUGAUAGAAAUACUGAAUUUGUAAAAGAACUAUGUGACAGCCAAUUAUAUUAUUGUAUUUUUUUAAAAAAAUAAACACCCCAAAACACUUUAAAAACAGCUACAAUAUUGGGGAGUUGUGGACAGGGGUCAGGGAAAUAAUCCCAGGCUUAUGAAUAUUACCAAAACUUCCUUGCAUUAUCAGUAAUUUUUGUAGGUAAUAUUUAAGGUGCAGGGUGCAUCGUCAUUGGCCAGAAACAACAAUGCUGAUCCAGAAUGGGGUACUCGGAUCGGUUUCACUAGAGGCUACACUGCAAACAUCCAAGGUAGCUUGGAAGCUGGAUGGUGGCCACACUUUGCAGCCCUGAAUCGACCCAGCAGUUGAAUGGCAGCUGCAUGGCCAAGUGAUGCCAGAACUGUUUUGGCACUGAUUGACAGCAAACCUUGAGUUGCUCUGUUGAUCUGCAUUUGCGGUGACCACUGGUCAUAAAAAUGGCAUUGGAUACUGCUCAGUGUCUGGAGUGAUGCUACUCAGAGCAGCAAGUGUCAUGAGAGAAGGGAGCGGGGAAAGGAGAAAUCACAUUGUUAUUGCUCUUGUUAUUGCUUUGUUGGUCCAGAUAUCACUCUAGUCACCAAGUGGUGUCCGAAGUCAUUUUUUAUGCCCGGGGAAAGCUACAAAUGCCAGAUCAACAGGUUAGUGCUAUCCCCUAUCCCUGGGCUGCCUGAAAGCGAGGAAAGCAGAAAGGCGGUGUAGACAGCCACAGUUGCUUACAUGGGCCCAAUGUUUCACUUUAGUCUAGAUUUUUGGGAAAGCUCUGGUGGAUUCCACAACUUGUGUUAAUGUGGUUCAAGGCUCUAUGAAGCAGCCUUGGCCUGUGCGAACCUGAAUCAGCUCCAUGAGUUGUGCAACUGCUGUGGAACUGAUUUGCCCCUUUUCCAAUAAAACCAGCGAGAAUGCAUUCUUAGAUCCUGUUAGUGCAUAUUUCCUCCUGAAUGAUGUUAAUGCAAGAAUUGGAUGAGAUUUAGACCUGUGGCUAGGAAUUAUAGGAAAAGAUGGGGUUGGAAACAGCAACUCAAAUGGCAUUUUACUUCUUACCAAAUAUGAAAAACACAACCUUGUCAUCACUAACAUACUCUUCCACCAGAAAAAAACAAGUUUAAAACAUCAUGGAAGCACCCCAGGUCAAAGCAUUGACACCUCUUAGACUAUGUAAUUACACGUGCCAGAGACCACCGCCAUGUGCUUCUCACAAUCCAUGGCAAGCACUAAUGACUUGAUGACAACAGUCUGGGACAGCAAUGGCUCCCAAAGUAACCCAUUGAAGGUGGAAUCAGGUGUCAAAUAGGGAUGUGUUAUUGCCCCAACCUUAUUUUCCAUUUUCAUCACUAUGAUCUCCAUCUUGUUGAUGGGAAGCUUCCCACUGGUGUGGAAAUCACCUAUUGGACAGAUGGCAAACUAUUCACCUUCAGUAGGCUGAAAGCAAAAACCAAGGUUACAACAACAUCUGUUAUAGGACUCCAAUAUGCUGAUGAUAAUGUAGUCUGUGCUCACUCAGAAUAAGACCUACAAGCAACUUUAAAUACAUUUGCAGAAGCAUACAAAAAGCUUGGCCUCUCAUUGAAAGUUGAGAAAACUAAACUGCUCUGCCAGCAGGCACCACCUAAUCCCUCCACAAUGCCAGAAAUUCAGCUUAAUGGUAUUGCGUUAGAAAAUGACCCUUUCCACCACCUUGGCAGCCACCUUUCCAUAAAAGUCAACAUGGACACUGAAAUACAACUCCGUCAGAGCUCUGCAAGUGCAGCAUUUUUUGAAUGAAGCAGAGAGUGUUUGAGCAUCAGGACAUUCGUAGGGAUACCAAGAUGUUUGUUUAUAAAGAUAUUGUCCUCCUAACUCUGUUAUGUGCCAUGGACUGUCUACAGAAGUUACACUCAACUUCUGGAAUGAUUCCAUCAGCGUUGCCUCUGAAAAAUCCUUCAAAUCUCUUGGGAAGAGAGGUGGACCAAAUGUCAGCAUUCUGGAAGAAGCCAAGACCUCCAGCAUUGAAGGGAUGAUCUUUUGCCACCAACUUUGCUCAACUGACCAUGUUGUCCAAAUGCCCAAACACUGUCUCCCAAAAUAGUUACUUUACUCUCAACGCAAGAAUUGAAAAUGGAAUGUUGGUGGACAGGAAAAGAGAUUUAAAGAUGGACUUAAAGCUAAUCUUAAAAACUGUGGCAGAAACACCGAGAACUGGGAAGCCUUGACCCUCCAGCACUCUAACUGGAGAUCAGCUGUUACCAACAGUGCUGUGGAAUUCAAAAAGGCACGAAUGGAGGGCAAAAGGGAGAAAUGUGUCAAGAGGAAGGUGUGACAGGCCAAUCUUUGUUGGGACUGCCUUCCAUCAGGAAAUCAAUGUCCUAUCUAUGAAAGAUCAUGAAGAUCCAGAAUAUGCAUCUACAGUUACAUACAGACCCAUCGCCAAGACCCUACACUUGGAAGGCAAUCAUAUUUGGCCACGUGGGAUCACUAAUGCUGCUGAUGUGGUAUGCCCUCUCUACAGGAUUUUAGGAGUUUAACCAAAUGAAAGUCAUAGGUGAACAGUUUUCCUGAAGAAUGUGUCCUAGGCCUCAUUGGCUAUGUUGACAGAAGAAUAACAUCACCAAGCAAACACAGGUAGGCUGCAGUUGCUGAUAUCUUCUCAGCAUUAGGCUGCCUGCAGCCUAGGUCUGAUUUACUUCAUCUGCAACAAUGGCAAACAAGGUUCCAGGAUUGCUAUGCCACCUAGCUCUUUGCCUGUGUUUCUUUGUUCAUGGAGAUAUUGCCGUAACAAUUUCAACAAAGGAUGAGGUGUACGCAAAAAUUGCCAACAAGCAUAUGAUUGCAAACAGGGAUGGCGCCACCCUGCUCAAUGUCCAAAAGCCUGUGAUUUAUGAAGAGUACCUGGCAAGAGACUGCAGGGCUGCUUUCCUCCAUGGUAGGAGGCAGAAUGGUCUCUAUGUUAUCCGUCCCCGAUUCUCUCCUUUACUGGUGGUCUACUGCGACAUGGAGUAUGAUGGUGGUGGCUGGACAGUUCUGCACAAAAAUGCUCUCAAAGAAAAGACCACUUGGUCACACAACUGGAAUGAUUAUAGGAUUGGUUUUGGGGAUCCUUUAGGAAACCACUGGCUUGGAAAUGAAUAUAUCUACCUCUUAACUAGAGGUGAUGCAUUCACCGUGCGAUUUGUCAUAAUUGACGGUGAUGGAAAUACCAAGUAUGCCGAUUACCAUAGUUUUAGAGUGGACGGGGAAGAUACUGAUUAUUCCUUGAGGCUAGGGAACUAUUCAGGGAAUGCAGGAGAUGCCCUGACCUCUAUGGGCGAAGCAGGAAUCCAUGACAACAUGAAGUUUUCUGCCCAAGAUCGGGAUAAUGACCGGAGGACCACUUCAAACUGUGCAUUAGACAAUGGUGGCGGCUGGUGGUUUGAUAACUGCUAUUCAGCUCAGCUAACCAAUGGCAACCAGAUUUACUGGGAAGGGCUGUGCACAGAGACUAGCAACUGCAAAUUAGCAUCCAUCAUGAUUAAACCAAAUGGGAAAAACUGCAACAUUCCUUCAAGAUAUUAAUGAAUUGUUGCUCCCUGCUUUAAAAGCUUCCUCUCACCUAAAUUCUGUUCUGAACACCAAUCACCAUAAUAUUGCUUGCAAAUCUCAAGGUUUGAAGCUAAAGUACCCAUUCUCACAGAAACUUCUCCUGAGCAAAUCCCAUUGAAAUGAAUACAUUUCACUGGCGGGGGGGGGGGGGGGUUGUCAAGAGAACUAAUCUGUUUUCAUUUUCCAAACAGUUUUGAACAAUUUAAAAAUAUUUUAACUUGCAUACCAAAGCUGUUGUGUAUUCCAGGGCUUUAUUCAAGAGAAGAGUCACCCUUUUUAAGAUGUGAAAAACCAGUGGUUUAUUUAAAACAGAACGCUAAUGCAAAAUUGAAAUGUUUUUGUCUCUGUGCUUGUAGUUUCCAAAAAUGAUUUACAAAUACCUGCAAUAAAAAAUUAAAAUAAA
Molecule: messenger RNA, 5505 nt
Organism: Anolis carolinensis (green anole)
Lineage: Eukaryota; Metazoa; Chordata; Lepidosauria; Squamata; Anolidae
Product: fibrinogen-like protein 1-like protein
Exons: 4
Coding region: 4221-5075 (284 amino acids)
Source: RefSeq, a predicted model, not a curated record